AUGGCAUCUGUAGAUCCUCUGAAGGCGACUUUAAAACGUCUUGAAAACGAAAGGUUAACUGUGUUAGCACAACUCGACGACAUUUCUCAGGAUUCCACAGAACACAAACUAGUUCUGAAGAACCUGGCCAAAUUACCAAACGAUAGGAGGUGUUAUCGCAUACUCGGUGGAAUAGCUAUUGAAAAAACUGUAGAUGAGAUAAAGCCUGACUUAAAUGCUCACGCCACCAGGGUAAUUUGCACAAUCAUAUACUCAGUCACAUUAUAUACACGUACAUAA
Theileria orientalis strain Shintoku is the source of this 279-nucleotide messenger RNA. RefSeq lists its product as uncharacterized. Gene Ontology annotation, molecular function: protein folding chaperone. Gene Ontology annotation, cellular component: cytoplasm; prefoldin complex. Bases 1 to 279 code for a protein of 92 amino acids. Gene Ontology annotation, biological process: protein folding. NCBI's taxonomy places the organism in Eukaryota, Apicomplexa, Aconoidasida, Piroplasmida, Theileriidae. The transcript has 2 exons. The record is from RefSeq and is a predicted model, not a curated record.